AUGAAGGGGAAGGCUUAUAAUUCAAGGAGAAUGGGAAGGAGUGGGCUAAUGAGGAAGCUUGUGUGGUGUGGGAAGAGUAGUGUGAGCCGUCGAUCAUCAAAAGCAGAGGCGGUGCCAGAAGGCCACAUUCGGGUGGUGGUAGGAGAGGUGGAGACUGAACUCGUGUUCUUAGAAAUGGAAGCCAAUUACUUGAAUCAUCCGCUGCUGGAAAAACUGCUGAGUUUGACAGGGGAGGAGUAUGGAUAUUCAUAUGAAGGGGCUCUGAGAAUAGCCUGCGAUAUUCGUUUAUUUCAGUAUCUACUUCAUCUUCUCAGUACGGGGAAUCCUUCUGCGCAUUACAUGGAUCUUUCUGAUCUUAUUUCGAAUUUUAAUUUCCAGUGCAGUAACUAG
This is a messenger RNA of Daucus carota subsp. sativus, 390 nucleotides long. Its product is annotated as auxin-responsive protein SAUR72. The coding region runs from base 1 to 390 and encodes 129 amino acids. The record is from RefSeq and is a predicted model, not a curated record. The transcript has a single exon. Gene Ontology annotation, biological process: response to auxin. NCBI's taxonomy places the organism in Eukaryota, Viridiplantae, Streptophyta, Magnoliopsida, Apiales, Apiaceae.